AUGCCUGACCUAUUUUUGUCAUUGCAGAAGUUGUUGAGAUGCGAAGUAGGUCUGUUUGGCUACCUGGUGCUCAGGUGUGUAAGGACUGGGCUUUUUAGGAGUGUUGCUUACGGCAAAUGUGUCAGAGGCAUUGAUUCGACCUCAAAAGGUUAUAGUCUGCAAUAUUUGGUGAUUGGACAGAUGGACUUAUUAUGUUCACAUUGCAAUUGUUGUAAUUAUGGCGGGACGCUGUGUGGUCUUUACAAUGGAGUAGUUGUGGUUUUAAUUUUGGCGGGUUUUCCCGCAGGGAUUGUGCAGAUGAUCGCAUUUUGGAUUUUGCUGCUUUUGGGUUCUUUUGGUUUUGUUCAAGCUUUCAAAUUGAUGCUGGCCUCGAUCUUGCUAAUUUCUGGCAAUGGUUUUCCUACAGUACUUACUGCCUUUAAUGAUACUGAAUAUGCAUUUUCAUCAACUGAUUCUUCAAUAAGAAUCCAGGCUCAGUGCUACAAGAUGGAGCCGAAAAAAAUCGAGGGCUUGGAAGAGCUGGUUGCGGCGAAGAUGGAGAUGGAAAAUAAGUUAAAAGCGUUGGAGCAGCAGAUUUACGAUUUCGAGGAAACUUUUUUGAAAGAGACAACUAACUAUAGCAAUGUUGUGAAAGGUGAACUUUUUGGGGAUUCUGGUAGUUAUUCUGCUCCUCAGCCUGUAAGUAGGAAGGGUGAUGGGAAGCCGCGGUAUAAAAAGGCUGAUCGCAUCUUCUCCUAUUCGUCUGUGACGUCGCCCAAUGAAGUGGAGGAGUUGUGUAAUGAUGAGAACGCUAGAAAAGGCAGUGGGAUGCCUUCGUCUAGUAGAAGUGGAUCUGGCUUUUUGCGGCCGAGAAUUUCAGUUUUAAGGAAGCGGACUUUUUGGACAGAAAUAGGUAAGGGUUUUUGGAGAGAAGCUGGCUUUGACGUACUGGUCUUUGGUGGUGAAGGAGAAACAGUUCUGGAGGAUGGUGCGGUUGGGUUUUGGCUUUCGGGGUGUUUUCUCCGCCGUGGCUUCUUGAAUGGUCGGUUUGGACAGUCUCACCGGGGUCGUUCGCUCGCUAAUGAGGAAGUUGCCUCUUGCUCGCGUUUGCGUCCGAAAGUAUUUGAAGCUCCUGUACUCGGUCGAGCUACGGGCAAGCAGAAGGGACCUACUUGCGAAGGGGAAGGUACUUCCGCAGAUCAUUGCUAA
Enterobius vermicularis (human pinworm) is the source of this 1188-nucleotide messenger RNA. Lineage: Eukaryota; Metazoa; Nematoda; Chromadorea; Rhabditida; Oxyuridae. The record is from the annotation of a GenBank genome assembly.